Messenger RNA from Camelus dromedarius (Arabian camel), 10517 nucleotides. RefSeq names its product neurofascin (gene NFASC). The record is from RefSeq and is a predicted model, not a curated record. Gene Ontology annotation, molecular function: cell-cell adhesion mediator activity. Lineage: Eukaryota; Metazoa; Chordata; Mammalia; Artiodactyla; Camelidae. Gene Ontology annotation, biological process: brain development; cell-cell adhesion; axon guidance. The coding region runs from base 376 to 4476 and encodes 1366 amino acids. Gene Ontology annotation, cellular component: plasma membrane; axon. The transcript is spliced from 33 exons.
UUUUUGCUCAGGCCUCCAUCUGCCCCCUGGGAUGGCCUGGGGUCUAAGAAACGCCUAGUUUCCCAUCCCCACCUGUCCCCAUGGAGGCAGACUGAGGACACACUGGAUGAACUGGACCACGACUCCUUCAGGCCCUGCCCCUUGUCCUCCUGUCCCCCUCUCAUUUCUCCUUCCAGGUUGAUUGACUUAUGUGCAAUUUGGGACACUGGAGUUUUCGUUUCCGCUGCAUACUGGAAGGGAGCCUCCUCUGGUGUUACAAGAAGGAGGCUGAAUGAGGCAGAGACGCUGAGCUCUGUCCGGGAGGCCCAGUUACAGCGGCUGGAGGCGGCAGGACCACGUGGGCCAGGGCGCAGGGAGCAGGGCCCAGGGCUGAGGAUGGCCGGGCAGCAGCCGCCGCCCUGGGUCCACGCAGCCUUCCUCUUCUGCCUGCUCAGCCUCAGCGGGGCCAUCGAGAUUCCUAUGGAUCCAAGCAUUCAGAAUGAGCUGUCCCAGCCCCCGACCAUCACCAAGCAGUCAGUGAAGGACCACAUCGUGGAUCCCCGUGAUAACAUCUUGAUUGAGUGUGAAGCCAAGGGGAACCCUGCCCCCAGCUUCCACUGGACUCGCAACAGCAGGUUCUUCAACAUCGCCAAGGACCCCCGCGUGUCCAUGAGGAGGAGGUCUGGGACCCUGGUGAUCGACUUCCGCAGCGGCGGGCGGCCAGAGGAGUACGAGGGGGAGUACCAGUGCUUCGCCCGCAACAAGUUCGGCACGGCCCUGUCCAACAGGAUCCGCCUGCAGGUGUCCAAAUCUCCACUGUGGCCCAAGGAAAACCUAGACCCUGUCGUGGUUCAAGAAGGCGCUCCCUUGACGCUCCAGUGCAACCCCCCACCCGGACUUCCGUCCCCAGUCAUCUUCUGGAUGAGCAGCUCCAUGGAACCCAUCACCCAGGACAAGCGUGUCUCGCAGGGCCACAACGGAGACCUGUACUUCUCUAACGUGAUGCUGCAGGACAUGCAGACGGACUACAGCUGCAACGCCCGCUUCCACUUCACCCACACCAUCCAGCAGAAGAACCCGUUCAACCUCAAAGUCCUUACCAACCACCCCUAUAACGACUCGUCCUUAAGAAACCACCCUGACAUGUACAGUGCCCGAGGAGUUGCAGAAAGAACCCCCAGCUUCAUGUAUCCCCAGGGCACUGCAAGCAGUCAGAUGGUGCUGCGUGGCAUGGACCUCCUGCUGGAGUGCAUCGCCUCCGGGGUCCCAACACCAGACAUCGCGUGGUACAAGAAGGGGGGAGACCUCCCAUCUGACAAGGCCAAGUUUGAGAACUUUAACAAGGCUCUGCGGAUCACCAACGUGUCCGAGGAAGACUCUGGGGAAUAUUUCUGCCUGGCCUCCAACAAGAUGGGCAGCAUCCGGCACACGAUCUCGGUGAGAGUAAAGGCUGCUCCCUACUGGCUGGACGAACCCAAGAACCUCAUCCUGGCUCCUGGCGAGGACGGGAGACUGGUGUGUCGAGCCAAUGGGAACCCCAAGCCCACCGUCCAGUGGAUGGUGAAUGGGGAACCUUUGCAAUCGGCACCACCCAACCCAAACCGCGAAGUGGCCGGGGACACCAUCAUCUUCCGGGACACCCAGAUCAGCAGCAGGGCCGUGUACCAGUGCAACACCUCCAACGAGCACGGCUACCUGCUGGCCAAUGCCUUCGUCAGCGUGCUGGACGUGCCGCCUCGGAUGCUCUCAGCCCGGAACCAGCUCAUCAGGGUGAUCCUGUACAACCGGACGCGGCUGGACUGCCCGUUCUUUGGGUCUCCCAUCCCCACACUCCGAUGGUUUAAGAAUGGGCAAGGAAGCAACCUGGAUGGUGGCAACUACCACGUCUACGAGAAUGGCAGUCUGGAAAUCAAGAUGAUCCGCAAAGAGGACCAAGGCAUCUACACCUGUGUCGCCACCAACAUCCUGGGCAAAGCUGAGAACCAGGUCCGCCUGGAGGUCAAAGACCCCACCAGGAUCUACCGGAUGCCUGAGGACCAGGUCGCCAAAAGGGGCACCACGGUGCAGCUGGAGUGUCGCGUGAAGCACGACCCCUCACUGAAGCUCACGGUCUCCUGGCUGAAGGACGACGAGCCGCUGUACAUUGGGAACAGGAUGAAGAAGGAGGAGGACUCCCUGACCAUCUUUGGUGUGGCAGAGCGGGACCAGGGCAGUUACACGUGUGUCGCCAGCACCGAGCUGGACCAAGACCUGGCCAAGGCCUACCUCACCGUGCUAGCUGAUCAGGCCACUCCAACUAACCGUUUGGCAGCCCUGCCCAAAGGACGGCCUGACCGACCCCGGGACCUGGAGCUCACCGACCUGGCUGAGAGGAGUGUGAGGCUGACCUGGAUCCCGGGGGACGACAACAACAGUCCGAUCACAGACUACGUCGUGCAGUUUGAAGAGGACCAGUUCCAGCCAGGGGUCUGGCACGACCAUUCCAAGUUCCCGGGCAGUGUCAACUCAGCCGUCCUCCGGCUGUCCCCAUAUGUCAACUACCAGUUCCGGGUCAUCGCCAUCAAUGAGGUGGGCAGCAGCCACCCCAGCCUCCCGUCCGAGCGCUACCGAACCAGCGGAGCACCCCCUGAGUCCAACCCCUCUGAUGUGAAGGGAGAGGGGACCAGAAAGAACAACAUGGAAAUCACGUGGACGCCGAUGAAUGCCACCUCUGCCUUUGGCCCCAACCUGCGCUACAUCGUCAAGUGGCGGCGGAGGGAGACCCGAGAGACCUGGAACAACGCCACAGUGUGGGGCUCCCGCUACGUCGUGGGGCAGACGCCCGUCUACGUGCCCUACGAGAUCCGAGUCCAGGCCGAAAAUGACUUUGGGAAAGGUCCUGAGCCAGACACUGUCAUCGGUUACUCCGGAGAAGAUUAUCCCAGGGCUGCUCCCACUGACGUUAAAAUCCGAGUCCUGAACAGCACAGCCAUCAGCCUUCAGUGGAACCGCGUCUACUCCGACACGGUCCAGGGCCAGCUCAGAGAGUACCGAGCCUAUUACUGGAGGGAGAGCAGCUUGCUGAAGGGCCUGUGGGUGUCUCAGAAGAGGCAGCAAGCUGGCUUCCCCGGCGACCGCCUGCGGGGCGUGGUGUCCCGCCUCUUCCCCUACAGCAACUACAAGCUGGAGAUGGUUGUGGUCAACGGGCGAGGCGAUGGGCCUCGCAGUGAGACCAAGGAGUUCACCACCCCGGAAGGAGUACCCAGUGCCCCCAGGCGUUUCCGAGUCCGGCAGCCCAACCUGGAGACAAUCAACCUGGAGUGGGAUCAUCCAGAACACCCCAAUGGGAUCCUGACUGGAUAUACUCUCAAAUACGUGGCCUUUAAUGGAACCAAAGUAGGAAAGCAGAUAGUGGAAAACUUCUCUCCCAAUCAGACCAAGUUCACGGUGCAAAGAGCAGACCCCGUGUCGCGCUACCGCUUUUCCCUCAGUGCCAGGACGCAGGUGGGCUCUGGGGAAGCAGUCACAGAGGAGUCACCGGCGCCCCCGAAAGAAGCUACUCCAACCGCAGCUCCUCCCACGUCGCCCCCGACCACGGUGGGUGCGACCGGCACUGUGAGCAGUACUGAGGCUACUGCCACGGCCGCCACCACCACCGAAGCCACCACAGUCCCCACCACCCCAACUGUCGCACCUACCACCAUCACCGCCGCCACCGUCGCCACAACUACUGCAACCACUGCCGCCACCACCACCACCACCACCACCACGGAGAGCCCUCCCACCACCACCAGGACUAAGAUACAGGAAUCCGCCCCCGACGAGCAGUCCAUAUGGAACGUCACAGUGCUCCCCAACAGUAAAUGGGCCAACAUCACCUGGAAGCACAAUUUCGGGCCCGGAACUGACUUUGUGGUUGAGUACAUCGACAGCAACCAUACGAAAAAAACUGUCCCCGUUAAGGCCCAGGCCCAGCCCAUACAGCUGACAGACCUCUAUCCCGGGAUGACAUACACGUUGCGAGUUUAUUCCCGGGACAACGAGGGCGUCAGCAGUACCGCCAUCACCUUUAUGACCAGCACAGCUUACACCAACAACCAGGCGGACAUCGCCACCCAGGGCUGGUUCAUCGGGCUCAUGUGUGCCAUCGCGCUCCUGGUGCUGAUCCUGCUCAUCGUCUGUUUCAUCAAGAGGAGUCGAGGCGGCAAGUACCCAGUGCGAGAAAAGAAGGAUGUUCCCCUUGGCCCCGAGGACCCCAAAGAAGAGGAUGGAUCCUUUGAUUACAGUGACGAGGACAACAAGCCCUUGCAGGGCAGCCAGACAUCCCUGGACGGCACCAUCAAACAGCAAGAGAGCGAUGACAGCCUGGUGGACUAUGGCGAGGGCGGUGAGGGCCAGUUCAAUGAGGACGGCUCCUUUAUCGGCCAGUACACGGUCAAGAAGGACAAGGAGGAGACAGAGGGCAACGAGAGCUCGGAGGCCACGUCGCCUGUCAACGCCAUCUAUUCUCUGGCCUAACAGAGCCCCCAAGGCACAGCCACUACUUUGCAAGUGGGAAGAAGGGAGAGGGGGAGACGAGCCACUGCAGACCGACCACAAAGCCGCCACCACCUUCAGGGACAAGGGUACCACAGGGACGUCUGCCAAGCUGUGAGGAUCAGUGACCACCCAGCCAACCGCUAGCCCCCUCCCGAUGACCCCCGGCAUCCCGGGGUGCCAGCUGUGGGCGAGCUGGAGCCAUGGCUAAGCUCUGCUGGAGGGAGCCCGGGCCCCUCGCUCAGCCUCACAGCCACCCCGAGCCUCCACCCACGCUGCCCGCCCUCGGCCUCAGCAUAGCCCCUCACCAGUUUCUCUUGGUUACAGUACUUCGCGUUGUCUUUUAUUUUCGCUUUGUCCAUCUUCCCCUCCAAACCCAACAUCUCCCUUUUCUCUUCCCUUUGAAGAAAUGUCCCUGGAAAAAGAAAGAAUAGGUGGAUUCUCCCCCAGGAAACUGCAAAGAUAGGCAAAAAGGACGGAUCCGUAAAUGAACAUAGUAUUCAAACCGCUGCUGGGCCAAUGUAUUUCCGAAGGAUGCCUUUCUCGCCAUACGCCUCCCCGGGCCCCCAACCCAUCCGCCUCAGCCUUGCCGGUUUGCUGAGCUGGGCUUGGCUCCUUUCUGGAAAAUGACAGUAUUUUUGGCAGGGAGAGGGUGGGCAGGCCUCCUUGCCUCGCUCUGGUUCGGUUGGGAGGUGGGCUUACCUCUUGCUCCUUGCUUACCCUGCCCCUUCCUCCAGAGUGUCCAGUACAAGAGCUGCGCUGACUGAAGGAGUUUGAGGAACAGGAGUGGGUGAUGACGGGAAGGACUUCAGCUCCAGUGACCGUGUACCUCAAGCAGAAGACAACCAGGCAUCUGGUCCCUGGGGAGCUGUGCCCACCUCGAGAGACAAGGAAGAGGGCUGGGUUUGGGCUUCCUUCCUCUCCAUCAGUGAAACUCAGGACGUGGGAGAGAAGGCCAUGCCCACUGGGUCCAGAGUCGAGGGUGCCCCCCACCUGGCGGGGUCCGUGCUGCCCUCCAGGAGCUGGACCCCUGUGAUGUGAAGUGUGCUGCUUGGGGGUGGAAAGCACUGCUCCCACUGUCGUCUCUGUAUGAUGUUGAAACCGGUGUCUUACCGUGUGUGGAUGGGGCCCUGCUGCCCCCGAAACUGGGCCGCUGUGUCCUUCCCUUCGGGUGUUCACACAUCAGGAGACCCCUGCAAGAACGCGGCACCAACAGGAGGACUCAGUGCUCUUCGUAUGCCUUAUGCAGCUCUGACCUGUCCCUGCAGUUCCCAGCCCCUCCCUGCAAGCCUUGAAGCCUCCAGUGACGUCUGUCUCAAGGAGAACGGGGUGGCCUAUGCAAGUGUCACAGCAGAGCCAGAAGCAGCCACUCGAGUCGUGCCCAGCAGCCCGUUGCCCCAGAUGGAGACACUCACGGACCUGCAGUUCUCAGAGACCCAAGGCGCCGCCUUCAUCCUCCCCACCUAAUCCAUUUUAAAACCAAAGGUACCUAGCCUCAGAGAGAGAGAAAGAGAUCUUGAGCCUAAGAGUAACCCUUCAGCUGUUGCUGCAGCUAGUGUCGGUUUCAGGAGGGUGAAGCAGACCCCCAGGACUGGACCACCUGCCACAGACACAGCCUCUGAUUGGAGCCUCCAGCUGCUUGCCAGGGAGCCUGGGCAGGAGCAGGGCUGUAUCUUUCAGAGAUUUUAUUGAAGCAUUAUUUGCCAGAAGUUCAAGCCGCAAAAGGUAUUAGCAAUGCUUGCAUCACUUAAUAAUCAGUCAGCUGAAGGUCAAGCCCACUGACACACGUACUCUGUCUGCAGGUAAGAAAGUGUAGCCCAGAGCUGAGCCAGUUUUGUUUGAACCUGAGAGCGAGUAACCGUCCUUUGGCCCAAGCCAUAGCCAGGUGUGCUGCCCGGAAGCCUGAGGGGCAGCUCUCUCUUGGCGGAAGGGGACAGGGUGAACAGUAGGGGGCUAGGGAGCCACUCUGGGGUCCCCUCCCCUGGUUUUCCUCUGACACCUGCCUAGAUCCAGCUGGGCAUUCCUGCAGCCUAGGCCCAGCCUCCCUGAAGGGACUGUCAGGGAAAUGUGCCUGUGACCUGAAUGAAAAGACUGGCUUUUCCAGAAAACACUCUGGAUCUGAGCAGAGUCAUCAGUUUCUCAGGCCCUCAUCCCACACUACACCCUCUGCGCCAGGGAACUCAUUGCACCAGAAACAGGCUCUUUGGGCCAGAAGGACUGUGGGAUGUCGUCACACCCAUCCCCUGCCUCUAGAAAGUCCCCCACACAACUGAUAAUGGGGGAGGGAGAGAGAGGGCUCCUGCUGCCAGAGGAUCUUGGGCAGAGGCGAGUCCUCAGCCUGUCUUUGCUCCUUGGCUGUGCCCUGCCAGGCCCUGUACCCCCACUUUGCGUACAAAGAUAGUGCCGUCAGCCCCCUCCCAGGUCCGUCUUGCUGAGAUGUACCCAUCCCAACACGUGAUCACGACUUUCCUGGCAGGCAGGAGCAGACCCGGGCCUGAACAACCAAGUGUACCCCAAGCAAAGAUGGCAGGUGCUCAGAGAGGUGUGUGUGCUGCAGGGCUAGGGAGGCAGCCCCCGUCAGGAAGAGGAAAGCCGAUUUCCCAUGGAGCCCAGAGUCCACCCGGCUCAGUGGGAAAGCAGUAUUGUCCAGCACUCCCUGCCGGCUGGGGCUCUCAAGCAACCACCCCAAACAUACCAACAACAGUGCCAGGAGAGGGCGAUUCCAUUGGUGCUCCGGCCUGUCUGCGGGGGCAGGAGACGUAGGUCAUCGCGCAGUGGCUCCAGGAAUUCACUGCCUGUGCUGUGGUCUCACAUUCCGUGCUCGGCCGGCAGGGCUGCGGCUUCCUGGGCUCUCAUUUGUCCUCUCGUUCACUCAGCACAUACUCUUGAACAGCCAGUCUGAGCAGGGGACACCACGGUGAAUAGUCAGGUGUGGCCCCUGCCAUCACAGAGCUGGCAGUCCUGGGGUGGAGUCUUGGGACACAGUGGGCACUGACUGGCAGCACUCUGAGUGUUUAAGCUGCCAGUGGCUCCAGGCUCAAAGGGAGGAGCUUUGGAGGGAGAACUGGGUCCGCAAGGCUGGGCAAGGCAGGGACAGUCCUCCUUCCUGAGCUGCUUUACUCUGCCCCUUGGGGCAAGAUGCUUAACUUAACUGUAUUUUAGUGCCUCCAUCUCCCCUAGUCAGUCCCUCCUUUGAAUACCUCUCCCCACAGAGGGGCGGGGCCGGUGUCCCGGGAGUACGCCACUGCAGGGCCAGGGGACAGCUGCCGCCCUCCUUGCCUGGGUUAUGGUGAAUGUGACCCUUCUUUUUUCACCUUGCUUUUGAGGAGAUGGUUAAGUUUAAACUAAAAACUAGCCCCUUCUCUCUGCCCUGAGGGCUUGGAGGCAUCUGGUCUACCCCCUUCCUGGCACGUCUCAAGGCUUAGAGAAAUGUCUACCUGUCCUCAGGGCCACAGUGCCAAUCCUACUCACCCCACAAGGGGGAUCCGCAACCUGGGCCCAGAUGAUGCUUUCGUAGUUUCCCUGAACACAGCUAGCCUUAGUAAAGGGUGGAAACAGAUCUGAGGACAUUUGUGGGUUUUCCAGCUAAGGGACCACCUCCCUGCACGCAUCCAGCACCCACACAGGAGCACGCCCACACGGACACUUGCACACAGCAGACCGGGGUCCCACUGCAGGGCCGCGCUUUCAGGGAGAACAGUCCAGGUUCUGUCCUUGUCUUGAAGAGGGUGAGUCCACAGCCAGGCCUGCUGGAGGCGAGAUGUGACAGGCUGUGUGGUGCAGUUCCCAACUCAGGGCGGAGGGGAGGGGCUGCCCACACCGUGCCCCAUUUGGGCGAUUGCUGUGGGCAAAACCAAGAGAGAAAGAGUCUGAUCAAAGAGGAGGGAACCUUCCCCAGGAACAGCACAGGCAGCAGAUCUUUAAGAGCCCCAGUCACAGGGCAGCCCAAGCAACCUGUGUGAGGAAAGCAGUGAGGAUUCCACACACUCCUGCCUCAGUCUUUGCAAGGCUGCUCCGCAAACACACUGAAGCGGGAAGGUCUCCCAGGCUCUCAGCUGGAGGGAGCUGGUGCCAGGAAUCACUUCUUAGUGGGCGGGCACAGAGCACUCUCCCCACUGGAGACACCCCGGCCACCACUCCAGCAGCCCCUGCCACACACACACAAGCCCAUGGUUGUAAUUUGGUCCACCCUGUUAGAUCCUCUGGAAAAUCACCCGGUGGAUCCUGUUUGAGCUUUGCCUGAUGGCUUAGGAAUAGCAUAUAAGGAGCGCCUGAUGUUAAAAAAAAAAAAAAAAAUCAGAGGACUCAAACGAAUGAAACAUAGAGCUUGAAAUGUCAUGAGGACACUCAGUGCCCUGGGCAGAGCCCAACUCCUAGGCAGCCCCGAUUUUAAACCAGGCAGGGGCCACCCCAUGGGAGUUCAAGCCAACCUGUGACUGUCCCCAGCCUGCCCAGCUAACCCUUUCCUUCCCUCCACUACUAAGUAUGGGCCUUCCUGUGACAGGUUCCAAGAGGAAUGAAGGGAAAGGAGGAUAGCCAUCCAGGGAAGCCACUGGACCCCACCAGUGUCUCAGUCCACACCCGAAACCAGUGCUCCUCUAUCAGUAUAUUAGUAUUAACUGGAUGUUUCUUAAUUGUAAGGAUGGAAGUGAAAUAGACAAAAAGGUCAGAUUAGGACAGGGUCAGACUUCAGCGUGCAGAGGAGUCACAGAGCUGAUCUAGUUGCCGGGACUCGUGGUACACUAAAAUCUCGGGACUUGCUCGAGGUCACACAGCUCGUGAAGCAAGGUGAGGUUAGGGCUUCAACUCAGGCCUCUGACUCCUUGCCCAGUGUUCUUUCAUCUCACCGCAGCUGCCACCCAGGAAACAGAGGUGUUACUUAAGAUGUGUCCUGCUGGUUCACUGUCUCGUUCCUCUUUACUGCUUCUCCCACAUCCCCGUAUACCUCCCCGAACGAAAGACACAGAGGAUUUUCUGAGUCCAAGAGCAGUCAGUCUGUGCCAGCCGGUGGUGAGCCUGGCUGGGCUGUUAAGGGGAGACCCAAGCCAGGACCAGAGAGUGACAGCUGAUUGGUGUUUGUCACUGUGAAGCCUGCACUGUACCCUAGGGUGGUGUCUCUCGCUUCGUGACGCAUCGGGCCACCAGCAUGCAGUGCCCCUCGGGAGAACAGGCGUGGAGGGCUUUCUCCCCUCCACCCUUGGCCGCAGGGUGCCGAGGGGCAGCAGGGCCCGUGGAAGCUCUGCCACCCAGGGAUCUGCUGGGCUGGAGUUCAGCACAUGUAGACUUCAGUGAAGCAAUAAACACAAAAAUCUGGGAGAAGAAAUCCAGAAUUUUGUGCACUUCUCUGUUUCUUUUUCAAAAAGGAUGCAGAUCAGAUGACCCUGCCCUGUUCCCUUUUCUGAUUCCCAAAUUCGACAUCUUCAGUCAGUGUUGUCCCUUUGCCCAGCUCCCAGCUCUCUUUGCCAACCUCACAUUCCUCCUGCACUGAGCAUCAGUCGCCUGUGACGUGGCCGCCUUCUGUCCUGGUCCCACCCUCACCCCCACCCCAACCCACACUGGGUCCCGGAGGACCUCUUGCCCUGCACCCUUCCCCCAACACACACACACAUUUUCCAGUUUGUUCCUUUCAGCGGGGAAGUCUCCCAACGUCUCCAUUCCUUCCCACAUACCCACACACCCACAAAUUGGUCUGAUCUUCUUUUCAUUGGUUAAAUAUUUAACUCGCCAUGGCACACCUUGUUUUAACCCCUCUCACAUCACAUUCUUUCCUUUUUGCGAGUUAUUUUGCAUUAACCAACGUCAGCAACAGAUGAGUAUCUGAGGGUGUCACGCACGACCUUCAGCAGGGAAGGCUUCUGGGCCGUGGAGGACCAUCUAAUACGUGGACUUAUAAACUGACUGCAUGAGCAAUGAAAAGGCCAAAUUAUUUGGAAUUUUUUUUUUGUUGAAUCACUGUAAAAUUAAAAACUGAUUUCUUUUGUAUAGAGAACACUAAACGUAUAAUAAACGUUGUUCAAAAUGAA